This is a messenger RNA of Oncorhynchus keta (chum salmon), 4039 nucleotides long. RefSeq names its product ubiquitin specific peptidase 48 (gene usp48). The coding region runs from base 167 to 3322 and encodes 1051 amino acids. The transcript has 27 exons. Lineage: Eukaryota; Metazoa; Chordata; Actinopteri; Salmoniformes; Salmonidae. Gene Ontology annotation, biological process: protein deubiquitination. Gene Ontology annotation, molecular function: cysteine-type deubiquitinase activity; cysteine-type endopeptidase activity; protein binding. The record is from RefSeq and is a predicted model, not a curated record. Gene Ontology annotation, cellular component: cytosol; nucleus.
GUAGACAUCAAUCGCAUGUCAUGCGUUAGUACUUGCGCCUAAAACUGAAGGAGGAAAUUAUUUAUUUAAAAACUGACGCAAGGGCGCUAAAUCUAAAACAAACUGAAUAAAAUAUGAAAAUAUAUGCAGCUGCACAAUCAGAAGUUUGUGAUACACGCACGAAAGAAUGGCGCCUCGCGUACAGCUUGAGAAAGCAGCCUGGCGCUGGGUCGAGUCGGUGAGACCAGAGGACAUACAACGGGAACAUAUUGAGAUAGCUUACCGAAUCUGUGUACCGGCGUGCAAGAGGGGAGCAUGCAGGAGGAAUUGCAAGGGGAACCCAAAUUGUCUUGUCGGUAUUGGGGAACAUGCCUGGUUGGGAGAGAUUGACGAGAACACCUUCCACAACAUUGACGAUCCUAACUCGGAGCGCCGGGACAAGAACACGUUUGUGGGUCUGACAAACCUGGGCGCCACAUGUUACGUCAACACCUUUCUGCAGGUGUGGUUCCACAACCUGGAGCUGCGUAGGACCCUGUACCUGUGUCAGAACGCCAGGGCAGAGGAGCACAACAUGGACUCAGACUACGAGCCUCGCAGCAUAUGUGAACACCUGCAGUACCUGUUUGCACUGCUACAGAACAGCAACAGAAGGUACAUAGACCCCUCAGGGCUGGUCAAGGCUCUGGGGCUGGACACAGGACAACAGCAGGACGCUCAAGAGUUUUCCAAGCUCUUCCUCUCGCUAUUGGAGGAUACCUUAUCCAAACAGAAGAACCCAAACCUGCAUAAUGUCAUCCAGCAGCAGUUCUGUGGCCAGAUGUCUUACGUCACUGUGUGUAACCAGUGUGGUCGUGCUUCUCCUCUGCCGUCCCGAUUCUACGAACUGGAGCUCAACAUCCAGGGCCACAAGAACCUUACAGAAUGUGUUACAGAGUUCCUCAAGGAGGAGAAGUUGGAUGGUGACAACCGCUACUUCUGUGAAAGCUGCCAGAGCAAACAGAACGCCGCUCGACGCAUCAAACUGCACAGCCUCCCACGGGUACUCAACCUGCAGCUCAUGCGUUUCGUUUUCGACAGACAAACUGGUCACAAGAAGAAGCUCAACACCUUCAUCAGUUUCCCAGAGCAGCUGGACAUGGGCCCGUUUCUGGAGGAAAAAGAAGAUGAGAAGUGUGUGUACGAGCUGAGUGCGGUCCUGAUCCACCGCGGGGUCAGCGCCUACUCGGGUCACUACAUCGCCCAUGUGCGAGACGCCCGCACCAGCGACUGGUACAAGUUCAACGACGAGGAGAUUGAGAAGAUGGAAGGCAAAAAGCUACAGCUGGGCAUCGAGGAGGACAUCGCCGAGACGGUGAAGUCCCAGACCCGUAAGCCCAAGUGCAGUAAAGGAUAUCACUGCUCCAGAAAUGCCUACAUGCUGGUGUACAAAUGCCAGAGAGAGGAGGACACAGACCCCAUGGAGACAAACAUUGAGGUGCCAGGCUUUCUGGGGAGGCUGGUGGACCGAGACAACAGGAAGUUUGAAGAGUGGUGCCUGGAAAUGGCCGACAUGCGCAAGCAGAGCGUCGACAAGGGCAAGGCCAAGCACGAAGAGGUGAAGGAACUCUACGAGCUUUUACCUGCGGAAGAUGGCCAAGAGUAUGAGUUUGUGCCUCUGGAGUGGCUGAAGAAAUGGCUGGAUGACUCGACGGUCACCAAAGAAAUCGACAACGGCAACUUCCUGUGUUCUCACGGUAAACUUCACCCAGACAAGGUGGGGGAGGCCAAGAGGAUCUCCGUCAAAGCUGCAGAGCUUCUCUUCGACAAAUAUGGAGGAGGACCCAGGCUAGAUGGCUCAACUCUCUGUGAGGAAUGUGUGGGACAGAGAUGCAGGGUGCUGCGGCUAAAGAACCAGCUGGCCGAGGAUUACAAAGAAGUCACCAACCUUGUCAAGUGCCCGCCCAAAAGUGAUGAGGGGUACUGGGCGGGCAAGACGUCUCUGCGGAGCUGGAGACAGUUGGCCUUGGAGCAGCUGGAGGAGGAUGAGGAGGAGACCAAACACAGCAACGGCAAAACCAACGGAGAGGGACCAGAGAUCACUGCUACUAAAGAGUACGGCCCGGAGAACCUGGACGGAGACGAGGAGGAAAUGAAGACCUUCAACGAGGACAUCCUCUGUCGGCAUGGCGGUCUGAGUAUCCUGGAGAGCGAGCGGCGGCUGGUGACUGAGGAGGUGUGGUCCAAACUGAGGGUGUACUUCCCCAAAGCCCCCCAGUUCACCCAGCUACAGGAGCCCUGUCAGCAGUGCUUGAGGCUGGAGCGAGAGGGGAAGGAGAAUGAGGCUCUGAACAGGAUGAUGGCGUCGGAACAGAAGAGCUCCUUACUCAACCUCUUCCAGGAGAAGAACAGGCCCACACUCACCAAGUGGCCACAGGAGACAGAUAUUCUCUACAUAGUUCCUCUGUUCUUUGUAGACGAGUGGAGAAGGUUCAUCAGGAGGCCCACUAAGACCACCCCAGUGUCAAGCGUAGGGAACAGUUUGCUCCUAUGUCCACAUAGAGGCUUCAUGUUCACCUUCGACUCCAUGUUAAAGGGAGACGCCCAACAUAUAGCUCUUCUCUGGCCCGACGAAUGGGAGGUGAUCAGCAGACACUUCCUGGUUGAUCAGCCAAUCUCCAUCUGCCGGAUCAGCGGGGCCACACCCAACGGCUCCAGUGUGGAGUACACCACCCAGCCUGAGUUGUGUAGGGACUGCAGAGAAGGCUUCAUUUUCCAGCAGCAGAGGGACAUGAGAGAGUAUGCACAAGCCACAGUCUACGUACGCAAGGUCAUAGACGACAAGAGGUUGAAGGAUGCAGCUCCUGAGAUGAAUGUGAGCGGGUCGGAGGCAGAGGAUGAGAGGGAGGAGCCUGUUGCUAAGGUGGAUGGAGAGCGAGACCCUGAUUUCAGCCAGUCAGAGGACGGGGCAAAGCGUCAGAAGCUGAGUGACGGCACCGUCAGUGCUGCCGCAAGUCCCACCCCCCUGGCCAGUGGUGGCAAAUCGGGGAUCAGGAGGAGCACGAGGCACAGGAAGCUCCGGGGAGAGAAAGCACUCAUCGUCUCAGCCAAUCAGACGCUCAAGGAGUUGAAAAUACAGAUCAUGCACGCCUUCUCCGUGGCCCCGUUUGAUCAGAACCUGUCGAUCGACGGCCGGUGUCUUACGGACGAUUCUGCCACCCUCGGCAGCCUAGGAGUCAUCCCAGAGAGCGUCAUCUGUCUGAAGGCUGAUGAACCCAUAGCAGAUUUUGCAGCAAUGGAUGAUGUUUAUCAGGUGUGUAUGCCUGAAGAAGGAUUCAAAGGGACUGGGCUUCUUGGCCACUGAAGAGAACACAAGUCGCUGCCCUCGAAGCGGACUGAAGCUGGACAACAAGAAUAAAAUGCUUGAAAUAGUGUCCAUGAAUGGGGGAAAAAGUGCUUUAAUUUUUUUCUUUUUUAAACUGUGACUAUGUUGCAAACCCUUUCUUUAUCACAAAAGUAGCGGCUGGCUUUUAAUAUUUAAAGACGUUUAUGCAUUCUCUGGGACUAUGUGGUCACACUCUCUUUGCCCGGACUGUGAGCAGAAACGGGUCAUUAGUUGAGUGGCAUCUUCCAAUAUGGAGCCCAAACUUCUCUCUUCUGUCUGCUUCCGUAGGCUUCUGAGAGGAUAGGCCCAGUCGUAGAAGGUGCCCAUUUUUAUUUCGAUUGUAGGACAAAAUUUUCCUUGAAUUUUACAAGAGAAAUUUUUUUGUUCAAUGGAAGCUUGUGGUCAUAUUUAAAGAAUGCAUAAUACAUAUUUAAAGAAUGCAAAUGUUAAAUAUUGAAAAUUGUAACUGUUCGGUGGUUAAACAACCUCAACAAAGUUAACAAAAUACUCCCUUGUGACAUUUAGGAGAAGAAAAUAUGUAUAUUUCUUAAAUGAAUUAAAAAAAACAUAGGACAUUUAGAUUAGAUUGUGCUGCAGUCAGAAACAGAUGCAGGCCUUGGUGUGAGCUGUUCUUUUCUCUAUUUCAUAUGGGCAAUAAAGUUAUGUUUUCUUCUAAUUUGAAUGUACAGAUUCUCA